CACCCCACUCACGUAGGUUCAAGAUUUGAACUCACCGAAGCGCUCCAAAGGUCGCGCCGGUUAUAUAUAUACACAAUUUCUCUUCUCUCUGCGUAAAAAUUUGAAAUUUUUGACAGAACUACGACAAAAUUUGGGUGAGGGAGUGAUAGAGAGAUCCAGAUGUCGGCUUCGACCGUAUCUAUAACGGCGAACCCGGCGGUUCGGCGGCGACCAGUGGUGGCGACCGAGAAGAGGGCCACCAGCGUCGAAUUGCUCGGGGUAAACGAAGCCUCGCCGGCCCAACCCAGCCCCACAGGCGGCAACGAUACAGGCACCAACUUCAACGGCAAGGAUCUAAGCCAUCACUCGAUUCUCGGUGAGAGAUCGUCGAGGGACUUGGCGGCCCAGCAAGCGAAGAAACCCGUGGCCAACACCACCAACGCGACGCUUCGCCGCGCUCGCAAGCCGCCCCCGCACAAGCCCGAGCAGCCCCGUUGGGUCACCGUGUUCAGAGUCUUCGCCAAGAACUUCGUCCUCCUCGUGGUCCUCGCCGGCCUGGUCCAGUUGAUCCGCAGACUCGCCGUGAAACCCAGCGACGCCGUUUCAGAGAUAGGAUUGUCCGAGUUCGAGGGAAGGAUUGCGGAACUGGAGGCCUUCGUGAAGACCACCGUGAAGAUGACCCAGGUCCAGGUCGAGCUCGUGGACCGCAAGAUUGGGAAUGAAAUCGGAGGUCUAAGGAAGGAAAUGAGCGAAAAGAUCGAGAACCAAGGCCUAAUUCUGGGUACCCUGGUGAAAGAAUUGGAAACCAGGAGCGAAGAAUUGGAGCGGUCUAUAGGGGAGUUGAAAGCUGUGGAGUGGUUGUCCAAAGAGGAAUUUGAGAAGAUAUUGGAGGAUUUGAAGAGGGCGAGGAGUGUGGAAUAUGGAGAUGGGAAUGUGGGUUUGGACGAGAUAAGAGUGUUUGCGAGGAUGAUGAUUGAGAGGGAGAUCGAGAAGCACGCGGCGGACGGGCUCGGCCGCGUCGAUUACGCGCAGGCAGCGGGCGGGGCGGUGGUGGCGAAGCACUCGGAGCCGUAUUUGGCGGGUGGGAAGGCGACCAAUUGGUUCUUGAUGGGUAGCAGGAAUGCGGUUCAUAGCAAUGCUGAGAGGAUGUUGAGGCCGAGUUUCGGAGAGCCCGGGCAGUGCUUUGCGCUGAGAGGGAGCAGCGGGUUUGUGCAGAUUAGGCUGCGCACAGCCAUUGUUCCUGAGGCUGUUACUUUGGAGCAUGUUGCAAAGAGUGUUGCAUAUGAUAGAUCCAGUGCUCCCAAGGAUUGCAGGGUCUCUGGGUGGCUGCAAGGCAAUAAUGUUGACGUGACAGUUGAUACUGAGAAGAUGUUUCUUUUAUCAGAGUUUACUUAUGACCUUGAGAAGAGCAAUGCUCAAACCUUCAAUGUGUUGGACUCAACAGGUUCUGGCAUUGUUGACACAGUAAGGCUUGACUUCACAUCCAACCAUGGAAGCCCUUCCCAUACUUGCAUUUAUCGUUUCAGGGUGCACGGUCGGGAGCUCGAGUCUGUUUCAAUGAUGGCGAUGCAGUCUUGAUGUGGCAACGUUGGCUGCAUCUGUCCCUCUUCUUGUAAUUGUUGUUUCUACUUCCCAUAUUCUUUACUUAGAGCUAGUGUUGAAACUUCUAACUUUCUAGUUCCUAGAUAUGGACAUCUAAUUAUCUGUGUUCAAAGUUCUCUAUUUUUGCAUGUUGGUGUUCAUCAAAUAGGUGUGUAUUUUGUUGUAUGAUUGCUGACUAGUUAUGGAGGAGCUCAAUUGAAUUGUUAUGAUGAACCCAA
Messenger RNA from Alnus glutinosa, 1799 nucleotides. Its product is annotated as SUN domain-containing protein 2-like. Gene Ontology annotation, cellular component: nuclear envelope. Bases 160 to 1557 code for a protein of 465 amino acids. The record is from RefSeq and is a predicted model, not a curated record. Gene Ontology annotation, biological process: nuclear envelope organization. The transcript has 2 exons. Gene Ontology annotation, molecular function: protein-membrane adaptor activity. NCBI's taxonomy places the organism in Eukaryota, Viridiplantae, Streptophyta, Magnoliopsida, Fagales, Betulaceae.